AUGAAUACAAAACAAACAUGUUCGUGCUCGACGUGCACUUGCACAAAUGGUUCAUUUCGUUAUCGUUUCAAUUAUGAUGAUGAUUGCUUAACCUAUGCUUUAAUCAUCAUUUAUGAAAGUUCUUUAUGGUGUGUGCAAAUCAUCUAUGACUUAUUUUUUAAGUCAUUUUGGCAAAUUCUAAUCUAUGUCAAACGAGAAUUACAAGAAAGAAAAAGCGAUAAUCACAUGAGUAAUUGUUAUGGAAUGAAAUCUUUCAACACGUCUAGGAGCAAUAAUUAUCCAUUGACUGGUGAGAAACGAGUGAAUCAUACAUUACGCAUUCAUGACUCGUCGUCACUUGAUAUCUAUCAUCGUUCGAUCUCUUCAUUGCAAGAAACAAAUGAUAAUAGACAGAUUGUGCUAACCCCUGUUCGGUCAACAUAUUGUCAAACUGAGAUGAAACUUCAGACAGUCAAUACCACUAAUGCAAUGCAUCGUCCAUUAACCCAACCGUUAAUAUUUAUGAAUCAAUCAUCAGAACAGCGAGUUCCUCAACAAGUGUUAAAUAUUUCAAAACCGUGUGCAGGUAAUCAAGUAAAACUUGAAUCAAGUUCACCUACAUCGAAUACCAUUGAUCGAUCGACUUCAACAUCUCCUCGCCUAACAAUUCGAUCUCAUCGGAAACCGAAACAGAGAAAACGAUUCGCCGAUAAGCAUUCAUUACCAUUGGCACUGGCAACAAGUCUUCAUUCUAAUGUUUCGUCAUACAAUAACAAAUACUGCUAUCAAUGA
Adineta ricciae is the source of this 771-nucleotide messenger RNA. The record is from the annotation of a GenBank genome assembly. NCBI's taxonomy places the organism in Eukaryota, Metazoa, Rotifera, Eurotatoria, Adinetida, Adinetidae.